Sinocyclocheilus grahami is the source of this 2222-nucleotide messenger RNA. Its product is annotated as guanylate-binding protein 2-like. Bases 1 to 1665 code for a protein of 554 amino acids. The transcript is spliced from 8 exons. The record is from RefSeq and is a predicted model, not a curated record. Gene Ontology annotation, molecular function: GTPase activity; GTP binding. NCBI's taxonomy places the organism in Eukaryota, Metazoa, Chordata, Actinopteri, Cypriniformes, Cyprinidae.
AUGGACAAACCAGUGUGCUUGAUUGACACGGCAUCCGAUGGGAAGCUGUGUGUGCAGGGGUCAGCGUUGCAGGUUCUGGAGCAGAUCCAGCAGCCCGUGGUGGUGGUGGCUGUGGUGGGUCUCUAUCGCACCGGGAAGUCCUACCUGAUGAAUCGACUGGCCGGGAAACAAACAGGGUUUGCACUGGGCAGCACAAUCGAGUCCAAGACGAAGGGCAUCUGGAUGUGGUGCGUGCCUCACCCCACUAAAGCAGAAACCACUCUGGUGCUGCUGGACACCGAGGGACUCGGGGACGUGGACAAGGGGGACUCGAAGCAUGACACAAACAUCUUCUGUCUGGCUGUGUUACUGAGCAGCACUCUGGUCUUCAACAGUCAAGGGACGAUCGACAACAGGGCUGUAGAGGAGCUGCAAUAUGUUACUGAACUAACAGAGUGCAUCAAGGUCAAUUCACCAGACGAGGAUGUUGAUGAUUCAAAUGAGUUUGUGAAGUUCUUCCCUAGUUUCAUCUGGGCAGUGAGGGACUUCACUCUGGAGCGAAAGAUUGAUGGCAAAGAUGCAACAGAGAAUGAUUAUCUAGAGUUUGCUCUGAAGCUAAAACAUGGUAAUUUAAGUAUGGUACCAAAUAUUAUUUUAAGAGCCACAAUGAGCCACAAUGAGCUCUUUGGAGCUGUGCCGUGUCUGGAGAAUGCUGUGAUUGCCAUGGCAAUGAUUGAGAAUCAAGCUGCGGUGAAGGAGGGGCUUGAGGUGUACCAGAGUGGAAUGGAGAAACUGAAGAACUCCUUCCCUCUGGAGUUAAAGCUUGUGUCCUCGGAACACCAACGUCUCAGUGGCAUGGCAACACAAACCUUCAUGACUCGAUCUUUCAGGGACACUGACGGGAAGCACCUGAAAUCUAUAGAGGAAAAAGUUAAUGAACUCUUUGAUGGAUACCUGUGCCAAAAUGAGCAAGCAUCUAAGAAAAGAUGCGAGGAUCUCCUGUCAUCCCUCUCAGCAACAAUGACUGAAAAACUCAAACAGGGCGUCUAUGCUCAAUCUGGUGGCUAUGAUCUCUUCUGCAAGGAUCUGGAGGACAUUGUGAAGAAAUACAACAGCCAGACCAAUAAAGAAGUCAAGGCUGAAGCGGUCUUCAAGGUGUUUCUGAAGCAGAAGUCUGUGGAUUCUAAAGCUAUUCUGCAGGCUGACAAAAAACUGACUGAGAAGGAAAAAAAGAUUAAAAAGGAAACAGAGAAAGCCGUACUCCUGGCGCAGGAAAUCAAAGCUAAAGAGGAGGAGCAGCGACAGUUACUAGAGAAGAUGGAAGCAGAAAGACAGAGUAAUGAAGAGAGGAUGAAACAGAUGAAGGCAAAGAUGGAUGAGGAGAUGAGGCUUCAGAGAGAGGAGGCCGAGCGUGCCAUGGACAGCAAUCUAAGGGAGCAGGCCACUCUGCUGGAGAAGGGCUUUCAGGAGAAGGCUGAGAGGAUGAGCCAGGAGAUAGAAGAGUCCAAGAGACAGAACGCUGAAGCUGAGAGUAAUAGAGCUCGAGAGUUUGCAGAGCUGUUGGAGAACUCCAAUAAGAGACAUGAAGAGUCUAUGGCUAUGAUGAUGCAGCAGCACCGUGAACAGAUGAAGGCUUUACAGCAGCAGAUGAGUGCGCUCCCUUUGGGUGGAUGUUGCAUCUUGUGAAAUGCAUUAAGAGGCAUGUAAUUGUACAAUGAAAUUUACUUGCUGAAAAAUGAUUCUGUACCUCUACAUAUAACAGCAUUGAAAGUAUUGUUUCCAUAUACCGUUAAACUACAAUUAAACUGAGUGCUAUCAUUAUUCAGAUAAGUAAUUGACCCUUCGCAAAGACCCACCCCCUUAGUUACCAUUUUGUGUCUCUUUAAUGUGUUAAAGCACAUGAACCAACCAUAUCUUCCUUUUUACUAGUUAUAACACAAAAUAAAUAUGCAUGAACAUCAUAAGGUAUUUUGUAUCUCAUUUCAACCACAGAGAUACACACCAUUUUUCAAGUUAAAGUCCACUGAAGUUAAUCUACUCUCCUUUCUGGUUUGACAGACAAAAUUGCAGAUUCUGCGUUAUGAUUGGUCAGAUCCCCUGUCAAUCAAACUCCCGGGGAAGGGUGAAUUGAGACAAAUAAUGAGUCAAUUACACAUUAUAUCACGUUUGGUCUUGUUCUGUAUCGCGUAUAUUGUCGGUGUCUGCGCUUGCUUGGCCAUUUUUUGUGGAAAAAAUAAGGAAAG